UAGCUUGGGAUACCCUACCCGGAAGUGGGUGGUGGAGUCACCGUCACCCAACUGGUCACACCACCGUCGACAUACUGCCUGCUGGGAUGAGGCUCGCCACCGGAGAACCACGGAGAUUGUUACGAGUCUGAGAUCACACACACACAAUCUCGGCGGUAAAUCGUCGGAACGAGCGUCUGGCAGCAGUUUGUUUCCGGGAGCAGGGAGGAACGAGGCGCGUCGCCAAAAUGAUGGAAGAAAUAGACAGAUUUCAAGUGCCGAGCGCCGUGCAGGAGGCGGAGAUGCAGGCUGAGAUGCAGCCGCUGGAUCCGGCCUCGUCCACAGCCUCAGAGGCGGACUCAGACCCCAGAGAGGGGGAGCCGGUCACUAUCAACUACAAGCCCUCACCCCUGCAGAUGAAAAUAGAGAAACAGAGAGAGCUGGCCAGGAAGGGCUCACUGAAGAACAGCAACACUGUAGGAAGUCCCGUCAACCAGCAGCCUAAGAAGAACAACGUCAUGGCCAGAACACGGUUGGUAGUGCCCAAUAAAGGCUAUUCCUCUUUAGACCAGAGCCCGGACGAGAAGCCCUUGGUGGCCCUAGACACAGACAGUGAUGAUGAUUUUGACAUGUCUAGAUACUCGUCGUCGGGAUACUCCUCUGCUGAGCAAAUCAAUCAGGAUCUGAACAUCCAGCUACUGAAAGAUGGAUACCGCCUAGAUGAAAUCCCCGACGACGAGGACCUGGAUCUGAUCCCGCCCAAAUCCGUCAACCCUACCUGCAUGUGCUGCCAGGCAACCUCCUCCACCACCUGUCAAAUACAGUAACCCCACCCCCCUGACCUCCUCCCCCCUUCCCCCUUUUCCACACACUAUAACCCCCGAUCUCCAUCUGCUGUGAGUUCACUUCGCUGUCAUAGCGGCGAGAGUGAAAGCAUUGGUAGAGUAUUGUAAUGACAGUUAAGUGCUACGAUGAUGAUGACAAUGAGGAAUAAUCCAAUUAACAUGUAAAACGUUUGGGUUUCUAAUCGAGGGGGAAGGAAGACACGUGAAAAUAUCAAAUAUGUAUUUAAUAUGAGAGUUAAAGUGGUGGUUUCCUCCUAUGGUAGGACGUGCGCUUGUGUCAGAGAGCCUUUCUCCUGGUGAUGUAACAUAACACUGAUACUAGUUGACAGAAAACAAAAGGCUAACUGAUGCUGUAAAGUCAUUUCCAUCUCCCCCCCAGAGAAUAAGAAACAUCAUCAUAACUGCUGACUCAACUGUUCUGCUUACCUGAAUUCUGGGUUGCAUUUUUCUAGUUUUUUUUUUUUUUAAACAUUUUUUAUUUAAAUGCUUGCUACCCAAGGGAUAUGUAUGAUUGUACGCGUCAACGGGAGAUAUUUUAAAAGCAUGGACUGCAGUCUCGGAACCCCAAAUAGAGGAUAUUUGGUACUGUAUUCAUCACACUGUACAGGUUUGUUAUGUAGCACAGGCCAGGUAUUGCACUCAUCCACGCCCCCCUUCAACACUUAGUGGAGGAAUGUAUGAACAUGUAUGGCUGACGAACAAACUGCAUGAAGAAAGAACACUGGACUGAAACUGGAAAAUUAAGAAGUAAGCAGCUCGUUGCACAUUCGACUUUGCCCCAUCUCUGCUGUGCAACCACACGCUGCUGCCGUGGCACGAGCUUGACUCGUGUUGUUUUUUUGAAUUUGCACAUUUUUUUUGGGCCCGUGUCUUUGUGCUCUUUCCUGCAUAGCGGUGACAGUGUCUUAUCUGAAACGAACUGUGUCAAAAAAAGGGAAGACUAUAUGGCACAUGAUGCUCACGUGAUUCACAUAUUAACAAGGCCAAAGGGAAGGUGGGGGGCCUGGAGAUCCAUUGCUCAGCACACACUGUUGCGUUACCCCCCCCACUACAUCUUUUCUCAGUGUCACCCCUUCAUUCCCAUUUCCACUGAUCAUGCACACACACACGCAUGCAUGCAUACUGUGCCAACAUAAAGAGAUGAGAUGUAUUUGUCUCUUUUGACUAAUAGUUGGAAAUUGGUUUGUAAUUGCGACAUCAAGGAUCAUCGACUUCAUUUACGACUCUCUGUCCCCCUUAAAUCAGUUGAUUAUUUGCAAUGAGAGUAUGCCUUAAGUACAGAGAAGUGUAUUUAUCGCCAUCUUGAUCAUUUACUUUAUUUUAGCAUUUGCUGUUUAUGAAGUUAUGCUUUUUCUUUUCUACAUUUAGACACGGGUGAUGAUUGUUUUUUUUUUUUUUAAAUGACUUUCUUGUAAGGUAAACACUUCCAUUACAGUAUUUAACAAUGUUAUUGUUAUGUGCAGUGUAUGAAAAACAAUGAAUAAACACAAAUCUAAUAGAG
Messenger RNA from Acanthopagrus latus (yellowfin seabream), 2325 nucleotides. It is a transcript of the gene fam219ab, whose product is annotated as family with sequence similarity 219 member Ab. The record is from RefSeq and is a predicted model, not a curated record. Lineage: Eukaryota; Metazoa; Chordata; Actinopteri; Spariformes; Sparidae. Bases 228 to 806 code for a protein of 192 amino acids. The transcript is spliced from 6 exons.